CAUAAACGUGGGACACAGCGUAGCGUGUGGUUGGAGGCGCCAAGGUGAUAGAACAGAUACAAGCAAAUAAAAUCGGGGAUUUAAUGAUUUAUUCAGCCUCUGACCCCGAGCACAGAGCACCUAACGGCUGACGUCACACAGGCCUGUGAGGGUUACCAUGUUAAGUGUGGGGGGCUCGUCGAGGAUCUUCAGCCUUCCCAUACGAGGAUUCUGCUCAGCUGUGAUCUACAGGAAGUCACUUCCACCUGUCAUCACCUCUCCUGGCAACUACCUCCAUAGAUCAGGAGGGGGGGCACACGUGUCAGGUGUGCGGGCCCUGUCAGGUGGCAGCAGCGAUGCUGCAGGUGGGUGGUACAGCAGCCUGGCGGACUCGACCCCAGUUCACCUGUGUGAACAGCUCCUGGUGAGCGUACAGGAGGCGAGCGGGUUGCCAUGGUGGUUUAGCAUCUGCGUAGCGACGCUGUCAGUGAGGACGCUCGUCACUCUGCCGCUCGCUGCCUACCAGCUGGUUGUCAUCUCUAAGGUGGAGGCACUACAGGCUGAAAUCUCUGAGCUGGCCAAGAGACUACGCUAUGAAGUGUCAGUCACAGCAAGAGAGAGAAGCUGGACGGAGAGAGAGAGCCGGUUCCAGUUCAAGAAGAACCUGCGGCGGAUCGUCUCUCAGCUCUACGUCAGAGAUAACUGUCACCCCUUCAAAGCCAGUCUGCUGGUCUGGGUUCAGCUGCCACUCUGGAUCAGUCUGUCUCUGGCUCUCCGAAAUCUGAGCCUGGAUCAGUCUGACCUGCAGGGGGCGCUGGCAGCAGGAGGUGCUCUGUGGUUCCCUGACCUCACCAUACCGGACUCCACCUUGAUCCUACCUGUCUGUCUGGGACUCGCCAACCUGCUCAUCGUAGAGGUCUUUUCUCUGCAGAGAGUCGCAGCGUCUCGAACCCAGCGGCUGGCCUUGAACACCGUUAGAGGAUUUUCUCUGCUGAUGAUCCCAAUCGCUGCCACGGUGCCCUCUUCCAUGGCUCUGUACUGGUUUGCUUCCAGUCUGGUGGGAUUCAGUCACAACCUCCUCCUUCGCUCUCCUUCAAUCUGCCGACUCUUGCAACUGUCGACUCCUCACUCGACAUCUCCAUACAGAGACCUACUGACCGCCUUCUUCGCCAAAUACCGCAAAUGACCGCGCUGUCAGAUAAUACAGCUGCAAACACCUACAAAACAAGUUGAGGACAGCAAACUGACUCAGUUUAAUAUUUACUAGCUGCCUGGGUCCACCUGAUGGAAAAAAAAAAAAACCAAAAACAGCUGACUGUAACUUCCUGUCAGAGUUUAAAGUCCUAUAAAGUCAGAUAAACGUCUGCGAUGAUGUGAUCACCUCAGAUAUUUAAAGUGUUUGAUGUUAAUCUGAGAUGUGUCUGUCUGGUCAUAAAUAAAGUCACUUCAGACUGUGAA
This is a messenger RNA of Maylandia zebra (zebra mbuna), 1437 nucleotides long. RefSeq names its product cytochrome c oxidase assembly factor COX18 (gene cox18). Gene Ontology annotation, biological process: protein insertion into mitochondrial inner membrane from matrix; mitochondrial respiratory chain complex IV assembly. The record is from RefSeq and is a predicted model, not a curated record. Gene Ontology annotation, cellular component: mitochondrial inner membrane. Gene Ontology annotation, molecular function: membrane insertase activity. NCBI's taxonomy places the organism in Eukaryota, Metazoa, Chordata, Actinopteri, Cichliformes, Cichlidae.